Molecule: messenger RNA, 2728 nt
Organism: Ictalurus punctatus (channel catfish)
Lineage: Eukaryota; Metazoa; Chordata; Actinopteri; Siluriformes; Ictaluridae
Gene: dele1
Product: DAP3 binding cell death enhancer 1
Exons: 12
Coding region: 188-1633 (481 amino acids)
Molecular function (GO): protein binding
Source: RefSeq, a predicted model, not a curated record
ACUUUUUCUCCAGAUCUGCAUGCGGAAGCGGCAGGUCGCUGAUGUGCGCUUUCUCUCUUUUUUCUUUCUUUCUUUUUUUUUUUUUUAAAUCAUGAACACAACAAUAAAUAAAACAUCUAACAAUUUAACAUCUUAGAAAUCGUAAUAACGCACCGAUAAUUAACUGAGACUUAAGAACAAGCUGAAGAUGUGGCGAAUACAAAGCUUGGUGGGGAGAGUUUUAAGCCGUUACCAUGGGAACACGUCAUCUUUGCGUCUCUCGAACAGCCACCACGUUGAGGAUGAAGUCAUCAGCUCGUCGUCGGUGCUCUCCACCGGACGGUCUCAGAGAGGGGAUGAUGGAGAGCAGAAGAAAAAAAGCAAAAGAACAGCAGAGUUUUGCUCUGCUGGAAUGCAGAGAUACACGGCGCUGGAUGCAGUGGGAUGGGGUGCCGCGGCGGUUCUGUUCAUGCAGAUCUGCAGGAGGAUCCACUCUCAGUUCUCCUCUGUUGGUGAACAGAACCCGGGAACGCCCCGCCUCCUUCACAAAUGCACACACAAGAUCCUGCUCGAAAUGCUGUCAGGGCACAUUGUGUUGCCCCGUGGAGUGUGUGUGAUGGGUGUGAAGGGGGCGUUAACAAGUCCAGAGCAAAGCAGCAGCAGCAGCAAUGUUUAUAAUUACAGCACUGUUGCUGAACCUGCACACUCCAUCAAUGACCAGCAGGGGGAGACAGUCAACCAUAACAUAACAGAAGCACUCUCAGACUUUAAUCUUUCCCAGACAGCAGCCACUGGAUGUGAAGUACCACAAGGACAGAAGUCGUGCUCUCUGGACGAGGCCGAGGAGAAUCUCCGAGAUGUCGCAGGCAACAGCGUGCCUGUCAUCCUCAACAUCAUCGGUCUAGAGAGUGCUAAAGCAGGCGAUCAUAAGGCAGCGUUCGAGUGUUUUCGGGCUUCGGCUCAGCAGAAUUACACCAAAGCUCAGUUUAAUGUUGGAGUGUGUUAUGAGAUGGGCCGCGGAGUCGGGAAAGACCUUAGCAAGGCUCUGCAGUAUUACAAGUGUGCAGCGUUGGCAGGUCACACACAGGCUCAGUACCGCUGUGCAAAACUCCUCCUGAACAGCAGGGGGCAGCAGAGCGUCAUGGACGCACACACUGCUACUGCUACAGCCAGGUCUCUUCUGCAGAACGCUGCUGCUGCCGGACACACUGAGGCUCAGCUGUACCUGGGUGUGUUAUUCUCUCAGGAUCCAGACGCCGAUGGUGGAAAAUCAGUUCACUAUUUCAGAAUGGCAGCGGAGAGUGGAGACAGUACUGGUCUGCUGUUUCUCGGUCAGUGCUAUGAGAGAGGUUUUGGAGUUCCACGGUGUUACAUGACUGCAGUGUGUUAUUAUGAGAAGGCAGCAGCUAAAGGAAACCAGCAGGCCAAGAACAAGCUCGACCUGCAUAAACGAGAAGUCCUGCGAUCGAUCCGUUCCGCCCCUUGUCUCCCGGUCCUGGAUCAUCUUCCUCUUAGAUCCAUGUUUCCUCCAGCGCCGACUCAGCCGCUUCCUCAUUCACAGAGCACAGGCAGUCUCAUAGCUCCGCCCCCUCUUUACGCUCACACACUCAGUGCUGACUGCCGAAGUGGGGGCUGGAUUAUAGGGGUGGGAUGAUUACACACACACACACACACACACACACACACUCAAAUUGUCAAUCAAGGAUUGAUGUUAAGCGCACAAGAACAAACUGAUGGAGCUCUGGUAAAGCUUUUGUAGAAUGUUCUCAGCCAAUCAGAGCUCAGAUGUUACAGGCAUUGUUAUUAGGUGAGAGAGAACAAGUCACGUUUCUAAAAGUUCGUUAUUUUAUUAUUCGUUGUGGUUUCUUUUCUUUUUUUUAAAGAGCAUAUAAGCUACCUGGGAGCCCCUUUGCUGCAUGUUUAUUUCUGUGUGUGUUUUAUGGGAGUUUAUAUGGAAGCAGACGUUUAUUUUUUUGGACAUUAUAAGCCGUUUUGGAUGUAUGAGUGUAAAUUUGUGUAGCAGACAGCACUCAUGUUCUAGUACUGAUUUUAAUGCCCUUGUGCACACCCCAUUGUGUAAAUCAAGCCGGUGCAGUCUUUAGAAAUCUUCCGUUAUCCUAUCAGCUUGCGUGAUGAAUAUUUAAAUGGCAAAUCAUGUAAUACAUCACCGUCAAGCCAAUACUCUGCAUGGAAACCCACUGUACAGUCUUUUUUAAAGAGUCUUUUAGACUCUGCUGUGAUGUGACAUGAGGUGUUGCACACUGGCCGGGAGUCGACGAUGGUGUAUUAAAUAAUAAUAAAGUGUUGAAGCACUUUGCCUGACGUAGACUGCUGUUGUGAAACGAGCACUUUUACAGGAGCGCUGUGAUCGAGCGAGUGAAACGUACACCAUUUCCACCUUCUGAAUAGAACGUUCUGAAUCGAACGUGUUUGACUUCAAAAAUACAAUUGCACUUAAACUUACGUUAUGAUGAAGUCUAAAGAAUAAGCCAAAAUACAUGCUUUUAUAUUCAUUAUGUGCCUUGUUUUUUUUUAUUUUUAUUUUUUAAAAGCCCACAUAAGUGCAUCUUUAUUGCAUUAAUAAUGAUGUAAUGAGAGGUUGACUGUUUAUGCAUAACUCUAAGCGUAAAAUAUUUUCUUUGUUUGUUUACUGUGAUCAUGAACGUACAUUAUUUAGAUGUAUUAAGCACUAUGGCCUGUUUGACGCACACUUCACAGUUCACUAGCAAAUAAAGGAACUUUUCUAUGA